Molecule: messenger RNA, 2950 nt
Organism: Ornithodoros turicata
Lineage: Eukaryota; Metazoa; Arthropoda; Arachnida; Ixodida; Argasidae
Gene: gzl
Product: E3 ubiquitin-protein ligase RNF13-like
Exons: 9
Coding region: 243-1577 (444 amino acids)
Cellular component (GO): cytoplasm; nucleoplasm
Source: RefSeq, a predicted model, not a curated record
GUGGUUCGCAGUCGUUUUCGUUGGUUUCGUUUCCUCCUUGUUGCUGCAUCGGAGGCUCGGAGGUUUGUUGUUGGUUGUUGACGUUAGUUCAGCUUGUUCUCUGAAACGUAUGUCAGGCUUAUACUCAUGUAGUGGGAUUACUGGCAUUCAAACUACUACAACACCAAACCGGCUGCGGAGGAUAUCACGGGCUCCUACAAUGUGACAUACGGCAGGUGGGGAUUUAAAAUCAGGGAAGUGUGAUGUUCCCUCACCGCAGAAUGCCGUGCCAUAUCACCAUCCUCUACGUGUACAGCAUUGUCAGCAUGGCAGCGCUGUUUCACGCGACACUGGUUGCUGCGGAAAUCGUCGUUAUACCACCAAGUAAUUCCACACCAGAAGUAAAGCACAUACUAGACCAGGAGUUGAGCUUCUCAGCUUUGGUGCCUGAGGAGGGAGUUCCUGGUCUAUUAACGGUGGCAUCGCCCAUCACUGCUUGUGAAGCGAUCGCUCCUCCCCCUUUCCCUUCGAACGACACCUUUGCAUGGUUUGUGCUCAUUGCCAGAUUUGAGUGCAGCUUAGGGGACAAAGCGAGGUAUGCUCAGGAAGCAGGCUACGAUGUGGCUGUCAUAUAUGAUCGCAAGGUGCACAUUAAUCCACGUGAAGCCCAGCAAGUUCUUAAACACGACUCUGAUGAUGUGGAUGUGAACAUAUACGCUGUGAUGGUGAGCGAGGAGAGCGGGAUAAAACUCAGGAGAUAUACCUACAAAGACGACUACCAGGUGAAGCUGUAUCCGGAGAACUUCGUUAAUCUCAUCAGCUACGUGGUGCCGUUCCUGGCCAUAAUUGGGCUGUGUACAGUUGCCAUCUUCUGCUAUGUCGUUGGGAAGUACGUGAGGGACUGGUGCAAAAAGAGGAAAAGCCGUCUGUCCAAGAGACACCUCAGGCAGAUUCCCACAACAAAAUACAAGAAAGGAGAUGCUUACGAGACAUGCGCGAUAUGCAUUGAGGAUUAUGUGGAGGGCGACAAGCUGCGCGUCUUACCCUGCUCUCAUGCUUAUCACUGCAAGUGCAUCGACACGUGGCUCCUGGAAAACCGCCGCACCUGUCCCAUCUGCAAGCGCAAAGUCCGGCUACCCGGCAUGCCCCCCGAAUCCGAGUCCGACGACGAUGACGACGACCACGACAACCGCGCGUUCAUAGUCACGGAGAGAACCCCGCUGCUGCUGUCGUCGUCGAACGCAGCAAUAGUCCGCCCCGGCGGAACCUUCCAGGAUGUCGUCCACCACUCCACGGAGGGUGCAACAGCAGCCUCGUCGUCCCCUUCGGCAGCCUCAUCCGCCAACGUCACCAUCACGCGAGCCAACCUGCACGGAGAAGCCGCGGCAUCACACUCUUGCCCGACGACCGUCAGCACGGUGCACUCCGUCAACUGCGACGCGAGCACCAGCGACGACGAAGCGGCGCUGCUGGCGAGAACGAGCGCGCGUUCCCUGAGACGACUCCAGCAGAGAAGGGCCAGGGCCAUGCGUGCGAGGAGGGCCGCUGAAGAGGAACGAAUGAGGAGAGGGGAACCCAGUGGAGACCUCCACGUGUGAAUCAGAGGAGCAGCCGUGAGAGGUUCGACGAUGGGGUGUUUCCUGACCGUGUGACCUCUUAUGAUGCCGGACCACAUUGGAAUACGAGAUCACGUGCGGCGGCGGAUUGUGCCUAUUACCUGUGUACAGCCCCACGGUAGACGUACGACAUGACUGUUUUGCCUUUGUGUGGCGUGAUCCUCCCUCUGGCUGUGUGUCACGAGCCGCCUCAUGACCAGACAGUGUGUGCCCGAGCAGGCGAGGUCGUAUACAAUGGCGGACUACGACAGGCCAGUUCUUUUAAGCACGACUCGUAGUAAUCAUUCUGUUCUGUAGUGUUUGAUAGGAUGUGACGCCCUGCUUCGUUGAGGGGGUAUUCUUUUACCGUGACGCCCACUGCUGGGCGUGACGCCGACAGAGUAUGCUGUGCAGGUAAACAGUGUGCAGCAUUCUUGACUUCGCAGUGCCUUUUUCAUUUCGCACUCUCUGCCCUCUCUCAAUUUAUAGUAUGACAAAAUAGGUCCUACCGCUUUUAAAACUUCGUUAUGUCAAUUGUGGGUGUCAAAUUUGGUUCAUUUUGUGGUUAACGUGGUAAAGUUUUUAAGCCUAGCGUUGUACAAAAACUGGACUUGUCUAUGCUGGAUGUAUGACAAAAGUAGUACCAUUGAGAUGUCGCAUCCCUCUUCAAUCAUCAUGUAUUGUAUGCAUGAGAUUUUUUUUAUCAUUAGUUUAUGAGGAUGUUAGUAUGUACAGCAACGUAACAGCAGCUUUUUAAGUACUGCGAAUGGAUAGUUUGGAAUAUAGGAAGUUAUUUAUCGCAACAUUGUCUGCAUUUGUGGUUGGAUCAAUUAACGUAUAGCUUUAUACCAGAAUCACACUAAUAUAUAUCUGCCUGUGUCACACUUGUUUUUGUCAGGCUACGGGCUGGUGAUGCAAGCAGCAGAGUGGAAUGGAAUAUAGAACUGUUUGAUCUACUCGAUGAAUAUAGUGUGCAGUGUGACAUUAGCCAAGUCACAUGCAUUUACAUAAAUUUCUUUACUACUAUCAGGAAUGGGCCACUGUGAUCUUUUUUACGGAAGAGCAGUGAAACUACAAAUCUCCAUAGGGAUAGGAGGAAUGUCUUGCUUCCCAUAGCUGAGCUGCUUUUCUGUUCCUCAUAAGAUGUGCACGUAGCGCAUUGUGUGUAUAAAGCAGCAUUUUAGCGGGUAACGCAUGCUUGGGUCUGUAGUAGCACUAAUUCAGGGCACGAUGUUAUCUUGCUGCUUUUUACGAGAGGUGCUAUGAUGCUGGCACUAGUCACCACAAUUACUUUAUUGCAGAUGACUGUGCAGUGCACAGGACCAUGUAUAAAGACACGUAUUUGAUUAAAUAAAUGUUCAUUAAGAGAAAACUCA